Molecule: messenger RNA, 1340 nt
Organism: Dendrobium catenatum
Lineage: Eukaryota; Viridiplantae; Streptophyta; Magnoliopsida; Asparagales; Orchidaceae
Product: putative glutamine amidotransferase GAT1_2.1
Exons: 4
Coding region: 47-1321 (424 amino acids)
Cellular component (GO): cytosol
Molecular function (GO): hydrolase activity, acting on carbon-nitrogen (but not peptide) bonds, in linear amides
Source: RefSeq, a predicted model, not a curated record
AAUCUGAGGAAGUUAGAAGCAAGAAAGCAAAGCAAUUAAAGCAGCCAUGGCUUCCUCCGAUCUCUCCACCAUCCUUCCUCGCGUUGUCAUCGUCUCUCGCCGAUGCGUUCGGAAGAACAAGUUCGUGGAUUUUGUCGGAGAAUACCACCUGGACUUGAUCAUCCGUUACGGUGCCGUUCCAGUUAUCGUCCCCCGCGUCGCCGGUGUUCAUCUCCUCCUGGAAAGCUUUGAACCAAUCCAUGGCGUCCUGCUCUGCGAAGGGGAAGACAUCGACCCUUCCCACUACUCCUCCGAUCAAACCGAUUUCCUCUCUCCCUCCGAGCUCGACGAAAUACGCCUCACCCAUUCCUCCGACGCCACCACCGACCCUUCUAAAGACUCCAUUGAGCUUCGUCUCUCCCGCCUCUGCCUCUCUCGCGGCAUUCCCUUCCUCGGCAUUUGCCGCGGAUCUCAGAUUCUCAACAUCGCCUGCCGCGGAACUCUCUACUGUGACGUCGGAAAACAGCUGCGGCGUUUCGUCGAACAUGUUGACUACGGGAAUUACGAUGGGCACAGGCAUGCGGUGGAGGUGGUGGAAGGGACGCCGUUGAGGGAAUGGUUUGGGGAGAAGGAGAUAAUGGUGAAUAGUUAUCAUCAUCAAGGGGUUAAGAGAUUGGCGGAAAGAUUUAGGGUCAUGGCUUUGGCUAAGGAUGGAUUGGUGGAAGGAUUUUAUGAUCCGGAGGUGUUUGAUGUGGAGAAGGGGAAGUUUUUGAUGGGAUUGCAGUUUCAUCCGGAGAGGAUGAGGAAGAAUGGCUCGGAUGAGUUUGAUUAUCCGGGUUGCCCUAGGGCUUAUCAGGAGUUUGUGAAGGCAGUCAUAGCUUAUCAGAAAAAGGUUAAUGGCAAUAUAAAUCCCAAGGUUGGCAGUAGCAGUCCAAAACUGGAUCAGGAGAUGGAGGAGAAGAGGAAGGUGAUUGUUAGAAGCUUCUCCAUUGCUAAGGACUUAUACGAUGGAAGGCACGACUUGCCAAUCUCUAAGCAAUCUGAUCUGGAACCUGGAGCAGAUUUCCUUGAGUCGAACACAGCGCUAAGUGUACAGCAAGAGAAGAGACUGAAGCAGAUGGGAGCAACUGUGAGGAACUCAACUUCUUAUCUUCAGAUGCUUAAGAAGAAGCAGGAGAGGGAGACCAUGGCGAGGAACAUAAUGAGUAAAAUGUCUGUGGUUCAGCUUUCAGAGCUGCUUUCUUUCUAUAACAUGAUGGGUGUGGUUUGCACUGAAGUGUUAGAGAGGAAGAUAGCUUUUGACCAGCUGAAGAACACACCAGGAGAUGGUUUUUAUUACUGAUUCAGAUCACUUUGCAAUG